AUGGCUUCAGAAGACACGAUCUAUACCCCUAUCUCCGAGGAGUCGACCUCUCGCGAGACCUGCACAAAGAACAACCCAUGGGGCGCACCCCUUGUCCAGGCAGCACGCUUCCAAUCCCCGUCCACCCCCUCCUCUUCUGCGUCCAGCAGCAGCCUCACGCUCGACGAGGACGACGUCGACGCUACACCAUGCAAGGCCAUCUCCCACUCCGAAUGGCUGCAACAGUUCGCCGAGCAGGCGCGCCGCGCCCACAUGCGCAACAUCUCACGGCCCUCAUUCAACCUCGACGCCUCACCCUUCGUGCCCACCGCCUUCCGCCCAUUGGACCUCGACGACGACGACGCCUAUCCCGACUAUGACGUCUCGUAUGAGGUGCCCGAGCGUGGCCUCUUGCAGGUCAAGCAGCCCUGGCUUAGCGCGUUCCGCCGCGGGUGCGUCACUGUUGACCCCAAGGCGCGCCUCAUCCACGCGCAGAACGUUGUCGCCUUCGGUACGUGGGACAUAGACUCCCUCGCGGAGCUCGCCAACAAGGUCGUCGACCGCGUCUCGGAGGCGUACGACGAGGAGCUUGGUGUCCUCGCGCCGUUCGCGCGCGACCUCGCCGACUACCUCGCAGCGGAUGUAGGGCAAGCUGUGGCGGAGCAGUUCAAGGACCUUCUGCGUGAGUGCAUCCUCACCGAGUUCGCUGUAUGGUGGCACAUGGACUUCCCUACCUCCGUGGCCACGCUCCGCUACGAGUUCUUUCGGGACGCCUACCGGCUGUUCGACAUCGCCUUCGCCGUCGCGUCCUUCGUCGGCGACGCCUUUGCGCACGCGCUUCUCCCCGCACGCGCCGUGCACCACUGCCUUGCCCUCCUUGUCCGCAAGCUCUCUAUCAUCGAGCAGGUCCAGGCGGUCCACGCGAUCGUCUCGCACGCGGAUGCACGCCUCUAUGAUGGGCGCACCCUGCUGCUGCUCAUUAGCGUGUUCAAGUUCCGCGCGGAGCGCGUGCCCGGCGGGACGAGUGUGCUCGGGGAGCCGUUCUGGGAGGAGGACGUGCGCGUGUUUGUGAAGGAGAUCGACGCGCUUGUUGAUGGAUGGGUGAAGGCUGGUCCUUCCUCGAAGAACGACGCAGAGCGUGCCCCUGGCGCCUUCCCCGCGCCCGGACCAUCCCAGGAAGCUCCAGACCCCUCUGACGAAGUGAUACCCACCCACACACCGACAAAGAAAACUCGGCCAGCACCGCUCUCAUAUAGCGACGUCGUCAAGAAGCGGAAGAAGACGUAG
This is a messenger RNA of Fomitopsis serialis, 1266 nucleotides long. RefSeq lists its product as uncharacterized. The record is from RefSeq and is a predicted model, not a curated record. The transcript has 3 exons. The coding region runs from base 1 to 1266 and encodes 421 amino acids. NCBI's taxonomy places the organism in Eukaryota, Fungi, Basidiomycota, Agaricomycetes, Polyporales, Fomitopsidaceae.